CUGACAAGCCAAAGUCUACAACUAAAACUAUGUAGACACGGUUUGACGGUUCUUUCUUUUGCCUACCAUCCCAUUUCUCCGCUUCUUCUCUAUUUUCAGAGUUUCCACCUUCCUUCAUUCUACAUUUUGCUAAAAGGGUUGGUUUUUUAUUUGGCUGCCACUCAAACAGGUUAUGCUGAAAACUCGUGGUUGUGCACUUGCUCCUUCCUCAACCUAGUGCCAUUGCUAUCUUCUUCAUAACUCUUUGUUGUAUUGGUAUCUCUCACUAUUGAUACUAAUGAGGAUGUCACUCUUUUCAUUGCUUUUCUUGAAUUCUUUUGUAUCGGUUAUGCUUAUUGUCGAUGUUGUCUUGGUUUCGGCUCAAUGUCAAAGUGAUCAGAGUCAGUUGUUGCUUCAGCUUGAAAGCAGCUUCAGCUACAAUCAAACUUCAUCAGGAAAGCUGGUGCCAGUGAAAUGGAAUCAAAGCACAGAUUGUUGUUCCUGGGAUGGUGUAAGAUGCGAUGGAGAUGGCCAUGUUAUCAGUCUUGACUUGAACAGCAGAUCAAUUUCAAGUUCAAUUGACAAUUCAAGUAGUCUUUUCCGUCUUCAACAUCUUCAGCGGCUCAAUUUAGCUUAUAACAAAUUCAAGCCAGUUUUUCCUACUGUGUUUGAUAAGUUGGAGAAUUUGAGUUAUCUUAACUUGUCCAAUGCUGGCUUUAAAGGGCAAAUUCCAAUAGAGAUAUCACGCUUGACAAGGUUGGUCACUCUUGAUUUAUCUGUAUCUUCACUUCUUGGAAGAUCAUUGAAACUUGAGAAGCCAAACCUAGAGAUGCUUGUUCAAAACCUCACGAGGCUGAGAUUUCUCUAUCUUGAUGGAGUAAAUAUAUCAGCUACGGGGAAUGAGUGGUGCAAGGCUUUAUUGCCGCUGACUGAGUUGCAAGAAUUGAGCAUGUCCAACUGUUAUCUUUCAGGACCUAUAGAUUCUUCACUUUCCAAUCUCCGAUCUCUCUCGGUAGUUCGCUUGGACAAUAACAAUUUGUCGGCUUCAGUUCCACAAUUCUUUACAGACUUUGAAAAUUUGACUUCCCUUCGUCUUAGUGCCACUGGGUUGAAUGGAAGACUGCCAGAACAAAUUUUCCAGGUAUCUACAUUGCAAAUUCUUGAUUUGUCAACCAACAAAUUACUCGAAGGUUCAUUUCCAAUUUUUCCUCUCAAAGCUUCUCUUCGAACUCUCGCACUUAGUGGCACAAAUUUCGGGGGGCAAGUGCCAGAAUCUAUAGGUAAUCUUGAGCAAUUGACAAGAAUAGAGCUUGCGAGUUGCAAUUUCAGUGGAGCCAUACCCAAAACAAUGAAGAAACUUACCCAACUUGUGUAUCUGGAUUUUUCCUUUAACCGUUUUUCUGGUCCAAUACCAUCAUUCUCAUCAUCCAAAAAUCUUACACAACUAAACCUUGCUCAUAAUCAGUUAAAUGACAAGAUUGAUUCCACCAACUGGUCCGGCCUUUCUAAACUAGUAAGUGUUGACUUACAAAACAACAAGUUAAGUGGAACUAUUCCUCCAACUUUGUUUUGCAUUCCAUCACUGCGUAGACUUUUCCUUUCUCAAAACCAAUUCAAGGGUAACCUUAGUGACCUUCAGGGUAGGGCCUCUUCAUUGCUUGACACCUUUGAUCUUAGUAGCAACAAGUUACAAGGGCAAUUCCCAAUGUCUGUGUUUGAACUCCGUGGUCUGAAGUUCCUAUCACUUUCUUCAAACAACUUCAGUGGUUUGAUUCCGAUGAGGGCCCUUCAGAACCUGAAGAAUCUUUCCUCUCUUGAUCUUUCAUAUAACAGUUUGUCUAUUGAUGCCACUGAUACUAAUGUUUCCUCACUUUCUUUCCCUAACAUCACCACAUUGAAGUUGACAUCUUGCAACUUAACGGAGUUCCCUAAUUUCUUGACAUAUCAGUCUAGAUUAUCCUAUCUAGACCUUUCAAACAACCAGAUUCAAGGGAAAAUACCGAAUUGGAUUUGGAAAGUGAGAAGCCUUAGAUACCUAAAUCUUUCUCAAAACUUCCUUGUAAAAUUUGAAAGAUCUUUGGAGAAUAUAAAUUCUAGUCUCAACGUUUUGGACCUGCAUGGCAAUCAAUUGCAAGGGCAAAUCCAAAUUCUUCCACCAUGUGCCACUUAUUUGGAUUACUCAAACAACAAAUUCAGCUCUGUUUUACCAGCUCAGAUCGGUGACUUCCUCCAGUUUGCUUAUUUCUUCUCUGUCUCAGGCAAUAACUUCAAUGGGAGUAUUCCCAAGUCAAUAUGCAGUAGCUUAUAUCUCAGAGUACUUGAUAUGUCUGAUAAUUACUUGAGUGGCCCAAUUCCUAAAUGCCUAAUUCAAAUGAGUGCAUCUCUUGGAGUACUGAAUCUAAGGCAAAACAAUCUCAGCGGCAUAAUUUCUGACACUUUUCCAAAAAACUGUAGUUUACAAACUCUAGAUAUCAAUCAAAACCAAGUGGAGGGAGAGGUUCCACAAUCAUUGGGGAAUUGCAAAAGGCUGGAGGUUGUAGACAUUGGCAACAAUCAGAUCAGUGGCAGCUUCCCAUGCCAUUUGAAGAAUAUAUCCAAGUUGCGUGUCCUUGUUUUACGAUCUAACAAAUUCAACGGCAGUAUUCAUUGUCACAAGAACAAUACCGGCUGGCCAACUCUUCAGAUUGUUGACUUAGCAUCCAAUAAUUUUAGUGGUAAACUGCAUCAAACAUGUUUGGAGACCUGGAAGGGUAUGCAGGUUGUUGAGAAUGAAGCCCCGUCAAAGGUCAAACAUCUUCAGUUUCAAUUUCUGCAAUUCAAUCCAAAUCACUAUCAAGAUGAAAUAACAGUUACCAUCAAAGGUUUAGAAUGGGAGCUGGUGAAGAUCCUAACUGUGUUCACUACCAUUGACAUUUCUUGUAACAACUUUGAAGGGCCAAUACCAGAAGUCAUUGGAACAUUCAAAGAACUCUAUGGCCUUAACUUUUCACAUAAUGCUUUCACAGGGCCAAUGCCAUCAUUUCUAGGGAACCUGCGACAGCUUGAGUCCUUGGACCUCUCAAGUAAUUACUUAAGUGGUGGGAUCCCAUUGCAGCUUGUAAACCUCAAUUUCCUUUCAUCUCUUAACGUCUCGAACAAUAAGCUAGUUGGACAGAUCCCGACUGGCACCCAGCUUCAAUCGUUUUCAAAAGCUUCAUUUGAGAACAACCCUGGAUUGUGUGGGCCUCCUCUAACUGUAAAGUGUGCAAAUGUAUUUCGACCUACAACACAUACAGUGCCGGAAUUACGAUCAGUGGAUGGAUUAGAUUGGCUAUUCAUAUUCAUUGGGGUGGGAUUUGGUGUAGGAGCAGCAGCAUUUGUUGUACCCUUACUACUUUGGAAGACAGCAAGCCACGGCUUCAACACAAGUAAAUGGGUUGAUGACAACGUUGAUAAAAUCCUUGAGAUCAUCCUUCCAAAGGUGGGUCUCACUUACACACGUCCUAGUGACUUGCAGGUUGAGGCAAAUGAAAAUUCUGAAGAAGACAAGACAGAAACAGAUGACGAUGAUGAAGAAGACGAAGACGAAGAAAGCAAGGAAACCACGGAAGAAUUUCGCGGGAGAUACUGUGUGUUUUGCUCCAAACUUGACAAUAACACCAUGAAGAAGGUAAUUCAUGACCUAUGUUGUACCUGCUAUGAUUCACCAUAUCUAUCGCCUUCUACUUCCACUUCUUCUUCAUUUUCUCCUUAGAUCCUUCAUUUUUUUUGUGCAUAGAUAAAGAAGGAAUCCACCAUGGAAAGGGGUGAUGAAAAAUGAACAUUUAAAUUCGGAUCCUCAGUAAAUAAUUGAAAGCAAUUUUCAACUCUUAAUAUACUCAGUCAGAGGUCCUACUCUGCCCGCUGCUCAACUUCCCUGUAAGCAAAUGCAAACUAUGAAUAAUUUUCAUUCAGGAAUUACAUCGAACAUGUAAAGGCUCAUAAAAAACAAGCUCUAGAAUUAAUGCACAAUAGAUAUCAGAAUUUUCGAAACCAAUACGUGAGGAUAUUAGAGAAGACUUUUAAAUGUAUCCCUGCUUGUCCUCGUUCGUUGCCUCCCUUUACCUGUUCCCCCCUAAAAAUCGUUAAUUUGUUUCCUUAAUCGGCAGCCAUGGCAACGUUGCUUUUGGUUUGAGCCUUUUCUUUGUUCUAAUGCUCACCGAUGGAGCCAUUUGUUUGAUAACCCAUAGCAGUUAAUGAACUACGCCUAACGUCACUAAGCUUUUAGUAAUUUUAUGUUUUGGUCAUUUAAUUUCAAAAAAUUACAAAAUGAUCACUAAACUAUUAGAAAUUUUCAUUUAAGUCAUGGCCCACUAGCUCCCGGUAGAGUAUGAGAGACAAAACCUUGAAAUAGGGACAAUGCAUUCGAUUGUUGGGGUCCGGUCAAUUGCCCAAUGAACGAAACAUUUUCUUAAAAGAGCUGAUUGACCCUCGACAAGGGUCAUUUCAAAUUACUUGUUUGAGUCAUUUAUGGUUCGAAUCAUUUUAAGUUUAAAGUCAAUUUUAUGUUUUGGUUCAUUUAAAAUCAAAACAAUUUAGAUUCGGAUUAUUAAUUUUUUAUGAUGAAUUUGAGUACAAAUUAAUGGAAUUGAAUUUUGUUUAAAUAAGAGUUGAUAACUCGUCAUAAAUAUUUAUCUGGACCUACUUUAUUA
Messenger RNA from Gossypium raimondii (Peruvian cotton), 4649 nucleotides. RefSeq names its product receptor-like protein 32. The transcript has 2 exons. Bases 278 to 3712 code for a protein of 1144 amino acids. The record is from RefSeq and is a predicted model, not a curated record. Lineage: Eukaryota; Viridiplantae; Streptophyta; Magnoliopsida; Malvales; Malvaceae. Gene Ontology annotation, molecular function: protein binding.